Molecule: messenger RNA, 2320 nt
Organism: Sarcophilus harrisii (Tasmanian devil)
Lineage: Eukaryota; Metazoa; Chordata; Mammalia; Dasyuromorphia; Dasyuridae
Gene: RAMAC
Product: RNA guanine-7 methyltransferase activating subunit
Exons: 3
Coding region: 115-471 (118 amino acids)
Biological process (GO): RNA 5'-cap (guanine-N7)-methylation
Molecular function (GO): RNA binding
Source: RefSeq, a predicted model, not a curated record
CGGAAGCGGAAACGCGUUCAGCGCCGCGCUCAGCCGGAAGUCGCCUUGUUGCCCAGACGAGCACCGGAAGCGGCUCCCGAGGUUGCUGGCCUGAGAACCGAAGCGAUUCUCAGAAUGACUGACACACCUGAUGCUGUUCCAAAUUUUGAAGAAAUGUUUGCCAAUCGAUUCACAGAAGAUGAUACAGAGUAUCAAGAAUACCUGAAACGUCCUGUAGAGUCCCCUCCAAUUGUUGAAGAGUGGAAUAGUAGAUCUAGUGGUAAUCAAAGGAACAGAGGCAAUCGGUUGCAAGAUAACAGACACUUUCGGGGAAGGGAUGGCAGACGAGGUUGGCCAAGUGACAAUCGAUCUAAUCAGUGGCAUGGAAGACCCUGGGGUAACAACUAUCAGCAGCAUAGACAAGAACCUUACUACCAUCAUCAGUAUGGACAAUAUGGUUAUAAUCAACGGCCUCCUUUUGGAUACUGUUAAUGUUAGCAGCCAAGAAGUAAAACCAAUUACAUUCUCUUCUAACACGUCAAAAGCUUGCCUGUUUCCUCUGUUUAGUCAUGUUUUUUCUGUAAGAUGUUGUAUAGAUAGUAUUAGGCAACUUGAGGCUGUUAUGUACAACUAAACUAAAAAGAAGUGAUAGUAACUGGGAAUGAUAAAUCCUGUAGAGAAGUUAUGGACUACAUUGUUCAACUUCUACCUCAAAUUCAUCUUUAUUUCAUAGUUUAUUAGUGCAUUGAAUUUUACUUAUUUUCUAUGUAAAGCUGCCUGUAACCAUAAGUUUGUAACAUAAGCAUAAUUAGGAAUAGGAAAAAAGUUUGCUUUCUCUCAAAAGUUAAAGGAAUAUCUAUAAACAUGGAUGUGAUUAUUUCUGGAAUUUUGCAGACUUUAAUGAAGUAAUUCAUCAAGAGACAGUUCUACUUGGCUUGCAAAAAUAUUACAUUUAACAGCAGCUGAAACACAUUUAUCUUUCAUUUGACUUAGAUGAUUUUGAAAUAAUAACUGGACUAUGUGAAUGCCUAUUAUAAAAGUCUAGUUCUAUACUAGUAACAAAAGGAAGACAAGAAUAAAGAUGUAAAAUAAGCAAAGAAAUUUUAUUUUUGGAUUAAGUGGGUGUACAUCUGAUUUUUUGCAUUAUAUUGUAGUAUAACUUUGCUGGUGGGUGGCAGGCAGGAGAGAGAUAUUCUUCCCAUUCAUUUAAAAACAGGAUUGAAAUUCAAUUGCACUGCAUAAUUUUAAAACUUUAGUUUCAGGCCUUUCUUUCCAAUCAUUUUGUAAAACAUCAGGAUAUUUUGGUUCUUAGAGACAUAAUAACUUACUUAUUUUUACAUCAUUCUUUACCAAACAUGAAGCCUACUGUACCUUGUAUAAACACAGUCAUUGUGUUAAUUUUUAAAAAAAAAAUCUUUCCUCUAUUUUUAUAACUCCAUUAUGAGGGCUGUUAUAAUUACGUUUUUGUUCAAGAGAAAUGGUAUUUGUUUAACUUCACUCUUAAAUUCUGGGUUAUUCACUCUUGAUGAAUUGCCCUGUGUUAAUUGCCUGCCUGAAAAGAGGAAGUUCUAGUAUAGUAGAAAAAUUACUCCAUUUUUGAAUUCACAGCACUUAAGUUCCAACACUGGCCGUCAUGGAUUGAACUUGGACAAUUCACUUAACUUUUCUUAACCUCAGAAAUCAUUAUUUGUGAAAUGAAGAGGUUGGAUUAGAUGAUUUCUCUGAGGUCUCUUCUAGUUCUCAAUCCUUUGAUCUAAUAAGAGUAACGUUUUGACUUUUUUACAAGAUUGUCUUCAAUAUUUUGUAGAAAAGGAGCUAUUUUAUUGAAGUGGAAGUAUUAUUAAAGAGUGUCAUCAACUUUAGUAUUAGUCAAAGCAUUGCAGUGAUAAUUAAGCCUUUCUUUUAGGUUAUUAUUAUUAUCUACCUUCUUGGCAUUUCAACCUUCACAGCCUUCUUACAGUUUUCUCUCUCAUAGUAAAGAAGUCCACCUUCCCCAAGUAUUCUUCUUCCUACUCUAGGAACUUAUUUUAUUCCAUCAAAAAACUUCUCUAUUAGCUAUUAUGCUAAAACAAGAAGUAAUUUGUCUUAGGUUGAAAAUGACUAGUAAAGAGUAAUGAGGCAAUUUCAAAAAGUAUUUACAUUAAGGGAGAGAAGAAAAUCUUGGGAAUUAAAAUCUUUGGAAUUUUAGGCACAGAGGCUAGCAAGAGAUUGGGAGGUAGGUGGUAACCGGACCUUCCCUGUGGUCCACAAAUCAUAUCAUGUAAGCAAAUACCUGUUCUACUUACAUAUAUGUAAAGCCAGCCCUGAAUAUGACAUUCAAUAAAAGUAAAUCUUGAUAGUA